Messenger RNA from Callorhinus ursinus (northern fur seal), 3688 nucleotides. RefSeq names its product pyridoxal kinase (gene PDXK). Gene Ontology annotation, biological process: pyridoxal 5'-phosphate salvage. Lineage: Eukaryota; Metazoa; Chordata; Mammalia; Carnivora; Otariidae. The record is from RefSeq and is a predicted model, not a curated record. Gene Ontology annotation, molecular function: pyridoxal kinase activity. Gene Ontology annotation, cellular component: cytosol.
UGGCGCCCGAAGCGAGCGCCUGCGCCGAGCGGAGCCGAGCGGAACCCAGCGAGGGGCGGACACGCGGACGCCCGCUCGGCCCCGCGCCGCCGCGGCAGGCCCGGCAUGGAGGCGGAGUGCCGGGUGCUCUCCAUCCAGAGCCACGUCGUCCGCGGCUACGUGGGCAACCGGGCGGCCACGUUCCCGCUGCAGGUUUUGGGAUUUGAGAUCGACGCGCUGAACUCUGUCCAGUUUUCCAACCACACAGGCUAUGCACACUGGAAGGGUCAAGUGCUGAACUCAGAUGAGCUCCAUGAGCUCUACGAGGGCCUGAAGCUGAACAACGUGAACAAAUAUGACUACGUGCUCACAGGUUACACGAGGGACAAGUCCUUCCUGGCCUCGGUGGUGGACAUCGUGCAGGAGCUGAAGAAGCAGAACUCCAAGCUGGUGUACGUGUGUGACCCGGUGAUGGGUGACGAAUGGAAUGGCCAAGGCUCCAUGUACGUUCCAGAGGAUCUCCUUCCCGUUUACAAAGAGAAGGUUGUGCCGGUUGCAGACAUUAUAACCCCCAACCAGUUUGAGGCUGAGUUACUGAGUGGCAGGAAGAUCCACAGUCAAGAAGAAGCGUUAGCGGUCAUGGACGAGCUGCACGCGAUGGGCCCUGACACGGUGGUCAUCACCAGCUCCAACCUGUCCUCACCGAGGGGCAGUGACUACCUGACUGCGCUGGGGAGCCAGAGGAUUCGGAAACCCGAUGGCUCUGUGGUGACAGAACGCAUCCGCAUGGAGAUGCACAAGGUCGAUGCGGUCUUUGUGGGCACCGGGGACCUCUUCGCCGCCAUGCUCCUGGCGUGGACGCACAAACACCCCAACAACCUCAAGGUGGCCUGUGAGAAGACCGUGUCUGCCAUGCACCACGUUCUGCAGCGGACCAUCAAAUGUGCAAAAGCCCAGGCAGCGGGAGGGCUGAGGCCCAGCCCGGCGCAGCUGGAGCUGAAGAUGGUCCAGAGCAAAAAGGACAUAGAGAACCCGGAGAUCGUGGUCCAGGCCACAGUGCUGUGAGGCCCGUGUUCCGCACCCCAGUGCCCGGCGUGUGGUGUCUCCCUUGUCGUCCUGUGAAAAUGUAGCGUCUGCCUUAGAGCUGUGACUGAAACGUGGUCUUUUUUCCUUUAUGAGUGUCCGGCAUCAACUGGUCUUAUUGUGAAAAUGUGCUGGUCGUGCUUUUCAAAAGUAACAAAGCAAUCACAGAAAUCUGUAAUUUGGGGAACGCGGCCCCCCGCGGCUCUACUGUUGGGGUGCGGUGAGUCCCGUCCCGAGUGGGCUGGGGCUGCGGGAGCCCGGGCUCUGUGUGUCCCCAAGGAAGACUUGGGUCCUAACCAUUUGCGUCUGGAAGAAUUAUGCCAAAUCUCUGUGUUGUCUUUCUGACCUGACCCUCUCUGCUCCCACUUCAGACAUUUUGUUUGUCACUUAGCUGUUGGGUAGGUCACCAGGGAAGGUUUCCCUGCGGGGACGGAUUGACAGCAGCUGGCCCGGCACGCCCAGGCACUGUGCAGUCAUGCUGGGGGGCACCUUUCCGGGACCCUGAACAUUCAGACUGGUCUGCACGUGUCAUGCCCAUCUGUGGGCCCGGGGACCUGCUGGGUGACAUGAUGGAGACGAGGAAAGGUCCUGUGGGUCAAGGACAGCUUGUGGGAGGACUAGCACAUGUGUUCCCUGUUUUGUGGCACGGCAGGUCGAGUACGCACUGUGUUUGCCCCCCCCCCCGCCUUGCCAGGAACAGAUGCAUCGAGCCAUGGUGCCGGUGCAGAGAUGGGUACAGGAGGGCAGCGGGGGAUGCCUGCCCUUCCCUGCUCGGUUCCGCAUUCUGUGCCAGCCAGAAGCCAGGAAGCAAGAGGCCCCUCGAAAAGCCAGCUGCAGCUGCGCCCGCCCCUCACAGGAGAGGGUGUCAGCACCUCGGGGAGGGGCUGGGGCAGAGCGCCAGGGGAGCAGCUCCCAGAUGCCUCUGGCAGAGGCCACAACCUAGGUUUUGACACCAGGCUGGUUGUCCACUCCUGGGGCCACCUCCCUGGCCCCACUUUGCCCAGAAGUUUGAGGACCCCCAGGUGUGGCUGCAAGCAGGGAGGGGUGCCCAUCCUGAAGACUCAGCCUGCCUCAACCUCAGCACCUGGCCCCCGAGCCCCCAUCCCCACCCGGGGGGGUACUCCUCUCCCAGGAGCCCACAGCCUGCAGGAUGGAGGGGGGCAGAUGGCGGCCCCUGGGAAAGCAAGCCCUCCCCAGGGAGCCCCCAUGCAGGUCCCGUCGUGCAGCCCGCACCCCCUUCUGCGGCAGUUGCCCGUGGCCUCCGGACCACUGCCACCCCCUCAGUGCUGUGUUCUCCACUCCGAUGAAGACUCCCCAGAACCAAGAAACGCUGGCUCCAUGCUGUUCCAUGCACUUUUCUUUCUUCCCAGUCUGUCCACGUCCUGAGUGUCUUAACUUAUGCAUGAGUGCCCGACAGCCCGUGCACAGGCUCGGCGGUUGGCUCCCACAGCGGGCUCAGGUCAGGGUGUCUGUGUCCCUGUCCUGUGUCCUGGUUCUGAGGACCGGGCUCCGCUUAGCCCUGGGGCAGAGCCCGGCCGCCUGUCACUGCCAAGCAGAGCUGGGGAGAUGGCCGUGCCACCAGCCAGCAAGUUUCUCCCCCUCUUUUUUCAUGUCGAGAGCAAGGGGAAGGGGAAGGAAUCUAAAUGUGUCUCUCCCCAGUGGGACGACGGAAAAGCCUCCCCGGAGCUAUGGUGUAGGGCAGAAGGGCUCGCCGUGUGUGUGUCCGGUGGCCUUGGGGCACACCCCGCAAACCCCGUUCGAUUCCCUGUUCUUUAUCUUUUAUUUCAGAGGCUUAGCCUUUGUGUUCCACUCAGUUCCUUUGCUUCCCUUUACUAUAUGUAGGAUGAUAAUUAUUCCACUCAUAAAGCUUCCUGUCACAUCGUGAACUUUCUGGCGGGAUCCAGGACGUUUUCCUCUGUCUCCUCUGACUGUGAAGCCCCGAGCACUGGGAGAGGUGGUGUCGGGCGCUCUGCACUCGGCAGCUGGAACCGGGCAUCCUGAGAGCCUCUGCAGAGUGCGGGGCUCCUGUAGAAACAUUCAGGGGUGCCUGGGUGGCUCAGCUGUUAAGCGUCUGCCUUCGGCUCAGGUCAUGAUCCCAGGGUCCUGGGAGCCUCCUUGGGAGACUGUCCAACCCUCCAGCUCCCAGCAAGGUGUGUGUAUCCCGUGCUGCUGCUGAGCCCAUGCGAUCCUAGGCUCGGUCCUCCGUGCACAUAGAGGCCCUGGCUUGUCUGUGCUUAGAAUUUCCCACCCAGAAGUCCACCAUGGUCAUUAGCAGUGGUUUUUUUUUUAUACAGGUUGGGUCCAAAUUAGAAUUAAUCUUUGUUUCUACUUUCCAUAGUUUAGUAACAUGCAAAGUAAUAAUUAUAUAUUUUGAGAUGAGAGAUGUAUUGGUCCUAAAUCGCCUGCUUAUGACCAGAGUACAGAUUUCAAUAGUUUUUCAAAGCUUCUGUGAACUUAAAGAUGAAUUACAAACUAUCCUUUUUUAAAAACCAUUUUCAAAAAUCAUUGCCAAGUUCUGCUAAGGUAAUCGUGUUAAUCUGCAUUAUUUUUGUAAUAUAUGUCAGCGAUGAUACAAAUGAUGCUUUUCUCGUCCUGUUCUUAAAUUUGCUGCAACCAGUUUUUAAAA